UAUUUUAGCAAAGCCUUAUAAAGAUCGAGCUCAUGUCUGAAGGCACAAUAGCUAUGAUAGAGGAAGAAAAGUAAAAGUUGAGAAGUAAGCGUUAUAUUGUGAACCAUCCAAAACAAAGUCAAGUCCUCACGAAGAAGAGAGAGGCGUGAGCUAUCAUUUCAAAAAUGGGUCUUUGCAGAUUGCUUGUUCCACUCUCGGUUUGGGUUAUAAUCACCCUCUAUACUUUUCUCUUCUUUGGUUACGCUGCUUGGGCAGAGAAACGAGGUGGGUUUCAUUAUCAUGCACUGAAUAUCACAGCUCAGCUUAGGGAAGUGAGCUCGCCCACACUAGAACUAUAUAAGACCUAUCAACAAGAGAAAUACAUGGGAAAGAAUCCUUGGACGCUGCAAGUUUUUCAUAGAGAUAGUCUAGUGGGGGGAAACGUGAGCUACGAGCAGAGGUUCAAAGAGAGGCUCAGAAGGGAAUCCCGGCGGGUGAAGGCGCUCAAUAGGCGUGUAGAGAGAAAGCUGAAGGGGAAGGAGAAAGAAAGAAGAAUAGAGACCAAGGCCAAGACUGAGGAUUUCGGAGGCGAGGUGACGUCCGGCAUGAUGGAAGGCAGCGGGGAGUACUUUACACGCAUAGGCGUGGGGACUCCAGCGAGGGAGCAGUACCUGGUGUUGGACACGGGCAGCGACGUAGUAUGGGUGCAGUGCCAGCCAUGCAACGAUUGCUAUGACCAGACCGAUCCGAUCUUCGAUCCGUCAACCUCGGCCUCCUUCACCUCAGUCUCAUGCGGUUCAGCGGUGUGCAAUGAGCUGGAGAAGUUCGACUGUAACAGCCACGGGUGUGCUUAUCAGGUGGCUUAUGGAGACGGGUCUUAUUCCGUCGGGAGCUUCGGUACAGAGACGCUCACAUUCGGGAACACGAGAGUUCAAAACGUGGCACUCGGGUGUGGGCAUGAUAACCAGGGUUGGUUCGUGGGUGCAGCCGGAUUGCUUGGUCUCGGGGCCGGCGCCUUGUCAAUCCCUUCACAGCUUGGGUCAUUAUAUGGUACCAAGUUUUCCUACUGCCUCGUCGACCGAUCAUCCGAAUCCUCGGGCGUGCUCGACUUCGGUCCUGGCUCGGUUUCGCCUGUUGGGUCCGUCUUCGUUCCGCUUCUCCGAAACCCGCGAUUGAGUACGUUCUAUUAUGUUCCACUGACGGCCAUUAGCGUUGGUGGGUUGCUGGUUUCUUUUCCGCAGAAGGUCUUUGAGUUCGACGAGACGGGUCGGGGAGGCGUGAUAGUGGACUCGGGCACGGCCGUCACGCGGCUGCAGAGGGAUGCUUACGAAGCCGUGCGUGACGCCUUCGUGGUGAGCACCCAACAUCUUCUCCGGGCCGAAGGAAUGUCAAUAUUUGACACAUGCUAUAACUUCGCUGGCCUACAAACGGUCCGUGUUCCUACUGUGAGUUUUCAUUUUCUCAACGGGGUUGUUUUGACUCUGCCGGCUGAAAAUUAUCUCGUUCCUGUGGAUGUCAUGGGGACUUUUUGCCUGGCUUUUGCACCCACAUCGGAUAGUCUGUCAAUCAUAGGCAAUAUUCAGCAGCAAGGCGUCCGGGUGUCUAUUGAUUCUGUCAACUCUUUCGUUGGCUUUGCUAUUAACCAAUGCUGAUUCAGUAACCAACGAUCAGUCAUGUCAUUGAAAACCGUUUGGUUUGACGUUUUGUUGCCCUUAGUUGUGUAUGACAUGUUUUACACCGUGUAAGACUACAGUAUUAUUGUUACCAUAUGACGUUGUAUGCAUAGGUACUCUCUGUUAUGCUGCAUUAAAGUCAAGUCUGGUUGUCAGGGGAACGUGGAUGGGAACCAUAUUUUCUUCCCGCCAAUGAUAAAUUUGGUUUCUUAUCCACCAGUCUUGAAGUAAUGAUACGUAUUUCAGGUUGUUCUGAUCCGGCACAUACUUCUAUG
Messenger RNA from Cryptomeria japonica (Japanese cedar), 1927 nucleotides. RefSeq names its product protein ASPARTIC PROTEASE IN GUARD CELL 2-like. Lineage: Eukaryota; Viridiplantae; Streptophyta; Pinopsida; Cupressales; Cupressaceae. The coding region runs from base 165 to 1631 and encodes 488 amino acids. Gene Ontology annotation, molecular function: aspartic-type endopeptidase activity. The transcript has a single exon. The record is from RefSeq and is a predicted model, not a curated record. Gene Ontology annotation, biological process: proteolysis.